Messenger RNA from Euleptes europaea (tarantolino), 1623 nucleotides. It is a transcript of the gene APCDD1, whose product is annotated as APC down-regulated 1. Gene Ontology annotation, cellular component: plasma membrane. Bases 25 to 1572 code for a protein of 515 amino acids. The record is from RefSeq and is a predicted model, not a curated record. The transcript has 5 exons. Gene Ontology annotation, molecular function: Wnt-protein binding. NCBI's taxonomy places the organism in Eukaryota, Metazoa, Chordata, Lepidosauria, Squamata, Sphaerodactylidae. Gene Ontology annotation, biological process: negative regulation of Wnt signaling pathway.
GGCGGCGGCGGCGGCGAGCUGGAAAUGUCCUGUCCCUGCUGCAGCCUGGUCAGCUCCCUGUUCCUAGCCCUGCUCUUGCACGGGCUGGGAGAAGGUUCUGCACUUCUGCAUCCAGACAGCAGGUCCCACCCUCGAUCACUGGAGAAGAACGCAUGGCGAACUUUCAAGGAGUCACAGUGUCACCACAUGCUGAAGCAUCUCCACAAUGGAGCCCGAAUCACUGUACAAAUGCCUCCAACAAUUGAGGGCCAUUGGGUCUCCACUGGUUGUGAAGUUAGGUCUGGCCCAGAAUUCAUCACAAGAUCGUAUCGAUUCUACCACAAUAAUACAUUCAAAGCCUACCAGUUUUACUAUGGAGGUAACCGGUGCACAAACCCGAUAUAUACCUUAGUUAUCCGUGGUAAACUUCGCCUUCGGCAAGCAUCAUGGAUCAUUCGAGGAGGGACUGAAGCCGAUUACCAACUGCACAACAUACAGAUCAUCUGUCACAAUGAGGCGGUAGCUGGAAGACUAAGCCAGCUGGUCAACCGUACAUGCCCUGGAUUUAUACCAGAAGACAAACCUUGGGAGCAGAAUGUGAGCUAUGAUAUAUGGAGAGAAGAAAAUGGCUAUGAAUGCAUCAGAGCUCUGAAUUUUGCCAUGCAUGAACUUCAGCUGAUCCGCGUAGAGAAGCAAUACCUUCACCAUAACUUAGACCACUUAGUAGAAGAGCUAUUUCUUGGAGACAUUCACACCGAUCCUGCCCAGAGGAUGUAUUAUCGUCCAUCUAGCUACCAAUCCCCUUUACAAAAUGCCAAGAACCAUGACCACUCAUGUAUAGCAUGCAGGAUCAUCUAUCGGUCAGAUGAACACCACCCUCCAAUUUUACCUCCAAAGGCUGAUUUGACUAUUGGAUUACAUGGGGAAUGGGUGAGCCAACGCUGCGAAGUGCGCCCUGAAGUACUUUUUCUCACCAGGCACUUUAUUUUCCAUGACAACAAUAAUACUUGGGAAGGUCACUACUAUCAUUACUCUGAUCCAAUAUGCAAGCACCCUACCUUCACUAUCUACGCCAAGGGCCGUUACAGUCGAGGAGUGCAUUCAUCCAAAGUGAUGGGCGGAACAGAAUUUGUCUUCAAAGUGAACCAUAUGAAGGUCACGCCCAUGGACAUAGCUACUGCCUCUCUCUUGAAUGUCUUCAACGGCAAUGAGUGCGGGGCCGAAGGGUCAUGGCAGGUCGGAGUACAGCAGGAUGUUACACACACGAACGGCUGUGUUGCUUUGGGGAUCCGUCUUCCUCAUACGGAGUACGAAAUCUUCAAAAUGGAACAGGAUGCGAAGGGAAGAUACUUGCUGUAUAAUGGCCAAAGGCCUAGUGAUGGAUCCAGCCCAGACAGGCCAGAGAAGAGAGCCACAUCGUAUCAGAUGCCCUUAAUUCAAUGUACUUCAUCAACCCCAAAAGCAGACGGAUCGUUAGAAGAAAAUAAGUUAGGAUGGUACAGCAGUGGAACAACAGCCAGGAAUUCCUGGGCAUUUGUUUUGACUGUGAUGCUGAGUUUCUGUACUGUUUCUCACUUGGUAAUUUACAGCUAGGAGUUGGGAUUAUACACAUCUUCAGUUCAGGUACCAGGAUGGUGCAUGCCU